UUUAAAUAAUUAAAAAUAAAUCCCUAUCUAAAUAUUCCGCGUUGAAAUUAAAAGUUAGUGGACACCCAAUAAACCAAAAGUAUCAAAGUCUCCUUAAUCCUUCCUGGCAAUUUGGUAAUAAAGUCAAAUAUCAGGGGCAGUUAACCACCCACCUCUACUUAUAAUACAACUGGCCUUCCCCAUUAGCACUUGUCUUCACAAAAUUUUUACAGAAAUUAGCAGAGGUUCAAUCUCGAAAAUACACACACAAAAGGAAAAAAAAAAAAACGAGACAAAUUACCAAAAGGGCAUUUGGAAAAAUGGGAGUUCCUUCAUGUUUGGUAAUUUUUCUUCUUGUUGGAGCAGCUUUUUUGGCUUCAAUGGCGGCGGCCGGAGAAAGUGGAACCUACGAUUGGAUGAUGCCGGUGAGAUCUGGGGAAUGCAAAGGCAGUAUAGCAGAAUGCAUGGCUGAAGAAGAGGAGUUUGAGCUUGACAGCGAGUCGAACAGGCGCAUUUUAGCAACGAAAAAGUACAUCAGCUAUGGUGCGCUGCAGAAGAACAGUGUACCUUGUUCACGCCGUGGAGCUUCGUACUAUAACUGUAAACCUGGUGCUCAGGCAAAUCCGUACUCUCGUGGAUGCAGUGCUAUUACUCGUUGCAGAGGCUAGGUGGAUCCAACAAAAAUCAAAGUGUAUUUUUCUCGUAUAUUGAAUUUUUCUUUUUCUUUUUUUGGAGAUGGGUUGUUUGGUAUACAAAUUAUGAUGAUGCUCUUAAUGGGUAUUGAUUGUUGUCAUAAAACUCUUUUUUUUAAUUAUUUUUUCAUUUUUUUUCCCUCUUUUGAUGAUGUUUUUAAUUAUAUACAGGCUUAUAGUAACUGAAUUUGUCUGUCAAUAAUUCAAUUUAACA
Molecule: messenger RNA, 885 nt
Organism: Capsicum annuum
Lineage: Eukaryota; Viridiplantae; Streptophyta; Magnoliopsida; Solanales; Solanaceae
Product: rapid alkalinization factor
Exons: 1
Coding region: 300-647 (115 amino acids)
Source: RefSeq, a predicted model, not a curated record